GUCCAAUGCACCAAAAUCGGAUGAAAGCUUGGAGCAUAAUUACUCGGAGUUACAGGUCUGCUCUUCCGGAACAACAUCCUGCUGGGAAUGCUCCUCCCUCCCACCAAAACGCAAACACAUAUUAGUAGUGUGGAAUUAGCCAUUCCUGCCUCCAACGGACAAAGUCUCAUACACGAAUCCGACAACCCAAAGUGAACAACGGAUGGCGAAACCUACAACGAAGACCACUCCGAUGACUACGCUGAGCUUUCGAGAACUACUACGGUGGGAUUGGUGGAAACAGCAACAGCAACAGCAGCAGAAGCAUUGCUGACCAAACUGCCUGUGGCAUGUUUUGGACCACGAUGCCUUUCGGCACCAUGUGGCAUCCUCCCUACCGUUAUCAUCAUCAUCAUCAGGUGCGACAACAGCAGCAAAAGCUCCAUCGGCAGCUACGGCGACGACGAUAGUCAAUUUAAUCAAAUUAACUCGACUCACUGCCGACAACAGUCAGCGGCGCACGGUGACGAUACGUGGUUUAUGAAGGUUGGACGCCCUGUUUGGACGGAGUGUGUUGUUCUUUUUUUGUUUCGGUGGACCCAAUUGGCGGGAUAUUCAUAAAGUGCCGUGUAGUGGAGCGCGGUGAAUGGUGUACGGACUGAACACAGCAGGAAAUUGGAUAAGUGUGAAAAAGCGCGAAAAAAUAGACACCGGCUGAGGACAAACACAAACAAACAUAAAAAAAGGAAAUAGAGUGCAUUAUAGUAGAUAAAGUUAUACAAGGGAUCAUAGCUAAUUAAUUGAUUGAGAGAACGCCGCGAUGGGAUUGGUGAGCUACGCGACUGUGCUGACGUUGCUGCAUUUGCUGCACAUUCCAGCAAUGUCAGCCGUCAGUUGGGAGGAGUGGUGGACCUACGAUGGAAUCUCCGGACCAGCGUUUUGGGGCCUUAUCAAUCCGGAAUGGUCCCUCUGUAACAAAGGCCGUCGCCAGAGUCCGGUGAACCUGGAACCGCAACGUUUGCUCUUCGAUCCCAACCUCCGAUCGUUGCAUAUCGACAAACACCGAGUGAGUGGAUCGAUAGCCAACACCGGCCACAGUGUGAUCUUCACCGUGAACAAUGAAACCGCCCCGUCCAGUGGGAUACUGCAGGUUCCGGUGAACCUGACAGGGGGCCCACUAUCGUAUCGGUAUCGCUUCCAUGAGAUUCACGUCCAUUACGGACUGCACGAUCAGUUCGGAUCGGAACACAGCGUCGAGGGGUACACCUUUCCGGCGGAGAUCCAAAUUUUCGGAUACAACUCGCAGCUGUACGCCAACUUCAGCGAUGCCAUAUUUCGAGCGCAAGGAAUCGUCGGCGUGGCCAUACUGGUCCAACUGGGUGACCUCUCCAAUCCAGAGCUUCGGAUGCUCACGGACCAGCUGGAGAGGAUACGAUUCGGCGGAGCGACGGCCCCGGUGCGGAGGCUUUCAGUGCGAGAUCUCCUACCCGAUACGGAGCACUAUAUGACGUACGAGGGGUCAACGACGGCGCCAGCCUGUCACGAAACUGUGACGUGGAUCGUGAUGAACAAACCGAUCUACAUCACCAAACAGCAGCUGCAUGCGUUCCGAAGGUUGAUGCAGGGAGGGAAUGACCACCCGAAAGCACCACUGGGGAACAACUUCCGGCCGCCUCAACCGUUGUUGCAUCGUCCCGUGCGGACGAACAUUGACUUUCGAAAUAAACAGGAAAAAGGGGGAAAAAUAUGUCCAACUAUGUACAAGGACGUUCACUAUAAAGCUAAUAGUUGGAAACACAACUGAGCGCCGAAAGCGGCAACAAUCUGAGUUCGCCGGACUGAGUCUCGAAGAGAUGGGCGGCGACGGUGACGGCCGAAAUGGCAACGACGACGACGACGAUGGCGAGGACGAUGACGACAGUUUGGUCACCUUCGGUUGACCAAACUUCAUCCAAACAUGCUUCCAAUUGUACAGUGAACUAGUUGAGGAGUUCCAGAGGAUAGAAACGAAACAAAACUAAAGUCAAUACUUACAAAGUCGCUAAAAGAAAUCAGUAAAAAAAAUGUAGCUAAACGAAAUGAAACAAAUCAAAAUGUAACCAAGCCAAGCGGACGAACGGGCAGCCCGACUUGAUAAGAAACUGAAAAUAAGAUGGAUGUAAGCUUGGCAAACAAAUGUUAAGUUCUGUAUACUUUGAGUUAACUUUCGCACGCUCCCAGUCACAAUCGGAUCACGAUGGUUCUUUGAGUUGGCGUGCUGUGGUCAGCACGAACGCAUUAUUCGUUCAGACCCAACAAAUUGGCUCGAAUGGUAUGUGGGCGAGUACGAGUUUGAAUGAAUGUGCUGGAAACGAGUGAAGAAGUCAAAAUAGACGAAAUAGUGUUUGCCCUUCGUAUAGUGGUACCGAGUUCGCGAGUAGAAUAAAAAUGCAUCACGUGCGAACAUCAUUGGAUUGGGCGAGCUGGGUAGUCAAAAUGGUCGGGAGUGGAAAAUGGAAUUGAAAGUUGAAAGACUCAUGACUAGGGAGUGAAGAGUGAAGAGCCACCCUAAUCGGGGAGAUGUUUCCAGAAUAAGGGCAACCUCAUCUGUUUGUUUUUUGGGCACUUAUAUAAACUGGCAGGACCCUCCUUAGCCGUGCGGUAAGAUGCGCGGCUAUGAAGUAAGACCAUACUGAGGGUGGCUGGGUUCGAUUCCCAGUCAGAUCUGGAGAAUUGUCUCGAUUUCCCUGGGCAUAAGCUGCGAGGCGGCAAUAUCUUAGUGGAGAAUGUAAUACCAAUAAAGAAGAAAAAGAAGAAGAUAAACUGGAAAUGAUUCGGAGCUGAACUUAAAUUCAAGUUGUGCUGAAAAUAAAAUCAACAGGAAUUAGAGUUGUUUGCCGGUCUAGAAAUCGUCGGUAGGCGCCUGCGUUUGUCAUGAUUUUGCUGUUUUUUUUUUCUUUUAAGAAAUCCUCUGAACAUUCUUUGGAAUUUCUCGGAAUUAGGAAAAAUAGCAAAUUCUUUGGGAUUUCCUCGUGAAAUUCUAUGGGAAUUGCUCGGCAAAUUCUUUAAAAUUUUCUUCGGCCAAUUCUACGGAAUUUCCUUGGCGAAUUCUUCGGGAAUAACUUGGAAAAUUUUUCGGAUGUUUUUCGGGAAGUUCUUUGAGAAUUCCUCGGGAUUAACUACGAAAAUUGCUUUUUUAGUUUCCUCGGCAAAUUCUCAAAAAUUUCGUCGGCCAUUUCAUUGGAAUUUCUUUGGCAAAUUAGUCAAAGUCCUCGAAUUUUUAAGAUAACUUUUCGAGAUUCGUCUUUUUCUUCUUCAAU
Messenger RNA from Armigeres subalbatus, 3278 nucleotides. RefSeq names its product carbonic anhydrase-related protein 10 (gene CARPB). Lineage: Eukaryota; Metazoa; Arthropoda; Insecta; Diptera; Culicidae. The record is from RefSeq and is a predicted model, not a curated record. Bases 800 to 1783 code for a protein of 327 amino acids. The transcript is spliced from 8 exons. Gene Ontology annotation, molecular function: carbonate dehydratase activity; zinc ion binding.